Messenger RNA from Pestalotiopsis fici W106-1, 1050 nucleotides. RefSeq lists its product as uncharacterized. The transcript is spliced from 3 exons. Bases 1 to 1050 code for a protein of 349 amino acids. Gene Ontology annotation, cellular component: kinetochore; mitotic checkpoint complex; bub1-bub3 complex. Gene Ontology annotation, molecular function: ubiquitin binding. The record is from RefSeq and is a predicted model, not a curated record. NCBI's taxonomy places the organism in Eukaryota, Fungi, Ascomycota, Sordariomycetes, Amphisphaeriales, Sporocadaceae. Gene Ontology annotation, biological process: mitotic spindle assembly checkpoint signaling.
AUGGCACCCUCAACACAGUUCGAGCUCGCGCAGCCGCCAAACGAUGCGGUCUCGUCACUCGUCUUUGCGCCCUCCUCGCCCACCCGCCUGCUCGUUUCGUCCUGGGACAAGAAUGUCUACCUCUACGACACCCACAGCGACAGUGAAAGCGGACAUGGCACGCUGUUGCAGACCUUUGAGCACCGCGCUCCCGUCAUGGACGUGUGCUUUGGCGCCGACGACGACGAGGCUUUCAGCGCCGGUAUGGACUGGACGGUGCGGCGGAUCGAUCUCAGUAGUGGUGACAUGACGCUCGUCAGCAAGCACACGGCGCCCGUCAGGAGGGUUGUCUAUAGUCGGGAACACUCAUUACUAGUCACCGCCUCAUGGGACAGCACCCUCCACGUGCUGAACCCAUCCGACACUUCCCUGACACCACUGACCAUUCCACUGCCCGGCAAGCCGCACGCGCUCGCCGCCUCGCCCUCAAAAGUCAUCGUCGCCAUGACCUCGCGGCUGGUGCACAUUUACGACUUGAACACACUAGCCGCCUCGCUACAAUCCGGCGCCGUGCCCGAGCCCUGGCAGCAGCGCGAGUCGUCGCUCAAGUUCUUGACCCGGGCCGUCGCCGCCAUGCCCUCGGACGCCGGCUACGCCACGUCCUCGAUUGAGGGCCGUGUCGCUGUCGAGUGGUUCGACGCCUCCGAGGCCUCGCAGGCCCGCAAGUACGCCUUCAAGUGUCACCGCCAGACCAGCCCCGAGGACGGCGCCGACGUCGUCUUUCCCGUCAAUGCUCUCGCCUUCCACCCGAACUUUGGCACCUUUGCCAGCGGUGGAGGUGAUGCCACAGUCGCGCUAUGGGACGCCGCAGCGAAGCGCCGCAUGAAGAUCUACCAGAAGUUUCCCGAUAGUGUCGCAUCUCUGGCUUUCUCGAGUGAUGGAAAAUACCUUGCCAUUGGCGUGUGCCCGGGCUUUGAGACUGGCAUGGAAGACUACAGCGGAGAAGGACGGACAAAGGUUGUCAUCAGAGAAUUGGGCGAGACAGAAGCCAAGGGUAAGGGCGCCAAAUAA